Molecule: messenger RNA, 941 nt
Organism: Plodia interpunctella (Indianmeal moth)
Lineage: Eukaryota; Metazoa; Arthropoda; Insecta; Lepidoptera; Pyralidae
Exons: 5
Coding region: 271-762 (163 amino acids)
Source: RefSeq, a predicted model, not a curated record
AGCAUGUUUAUCAGCUUGUCGGAGACUCUAUGAUAUUUUUUUCAGGAAAACGAAGAAAAACAAAAUGUCAAAUAAACUCGAUUUCAAAUGACACCACAUUGAAAAUCAUGAGAACACAAACAUUAAUAUAAUAACCAAACAAAACAACCAAACAAACAAACAAAUACCAUGCAACGAGCACAAGGAAAAAUGUAACUGUAUACUUGCAAAAAAUAAAAUAGAUUUUUAUCACACAGCAAAAUAAAUUCCAAAAAAGUGCAUUUCAGUAGAAUGGGGAAGCUGCAAUACAACCUGUACACUGAUUCCGAGGAAACUGAGGACACGUCCAGCUCGGUGGAAUGUGCGAAAAAGAAGAAGAAGAAAAGAUUCUCCAUACUGAAGUACUCAGCAAACAACGUGAAGAAAAAACACAAGCACAGCAAGUCUGAACCGGAUUAUUCUGGUCUACGCACAGUGAGCAGCCAUCGCGUGCGAUACAAGCUGCCGGGGAUUCUGAAAAACAACAACUAUAACAACUAUACAUACAAAGAACGCGAGUGUUCAUCGGAAGAUGAGGAUGAAGUGGACUACCCGAAGGUACACCUGUCCAAAGACAAGUGUCUCGUGGGCCGCGUGCCCCUGGUGCCCGGGUCAAGGUCGGGCCGAGGUGGAGGCGUCGCAAUUCUAGUCAGGAAAAAUGUUAGUGUAAUGCAACCCCAGCAGAGCACAAGUAGCACAAAGCGGAAAAGAAAGACCAAACUGAAUAGGAAGCGAUCGUAUUGACCCUUUGUCGACUGGCAGAAAACUGCAUUCGCCGUUCGCCCACCCACUCGUCGACAUUUCGAGACAAUGAUAAUUAUGAUUUAUGAGUUCCGUGAUCAUAAACUUGUGUGUACAGUGACAUUACCAAAUACAAUGACAUAUAAACGUACAGUCCGAUUAAAAGAAAACUACAAUUUUUA